UUGUGUUCAUGCUGAGCGCGUGCGUAAAUUGGGUGCGAACCAUGCGGUUUUAUCUAAUAGUAAAAGGAUACAAAUACGUACUUUAUAUAUGUUGGUAAAAUCUUUUUGAACGUAAGCAUGGGAGUGUCGUCAUAAACUUGUUUCCUCCGAAACUCAAUAUUUAUUUGUAAAUUUCGUCAUUUCUGAGAUAUUUAUCCAUUUCUAUAAGAUUUUCUCGCACUUCAUGUCUCGUUGUACAUAUGAAUAUAGUCUAUUGUUCGUUAAUUCAGAGAAGACUAGUCAAAUAUCGUCGACUUUGGCAUUUCCAGUGCGCCAGAUGAAAUAAGGAACAAUUGCCUCCUGCUACCUCUCGUGUUCAUAUUGUUAGAACAGCAUCGAUUUUAAAAGUGACCAAAAGCAGUUACAACCAAUUAUCUACGCUAGUUUCAAUGGCGGCGACAACGUGGACGAUUCUUGAAACAAUUGUUUUGGUCAUUGUAUUCAUAGCAGCACUUUGUGCCAAUCUUAGCCUGUUCUACAUCGUUGGUACGACUAGAAACCUUCAAACAAAAGCGAAUGUAUUUAUCUUAAACCUGGCUGUCGCAGAUCUACUUGUCGCGGUCAUUAAUCUCCCUGUGACUAUAAUCACUGUUAUUGCCCAAGAUUGGGUGCUUGGUAAGACGCUUUGUCAAAUAUCUGGAUUUUUAACAUUGCUCACGUUCGUAGCAUCGUGUAUGGCUUUGUCCAUGAUCAGCAUAAAUCGCUACCAUGCUAUAGUUAAUUGGACAUCUUAUGAGAGCAAGUACACUCGCCGUAAAUGUGCUUUUUAUGUUUGUAUUACCUGGUUUAUAACCAUCGUAUUGUCUAUACCUCCGUUUUUUGGUUGGGCGAGAUUCGACUAUGAUCCAGGACAGAGUUAUUGUUUUGCUGAAUGGACAGCAAGUAAAUCGUACACGAUCUUUAUGAUUGCAGCUUGUCUAUGUGGUCCGUUGUGUAUAAUGACUUACUGUUAUGUGAGAAUAGUUCGUUAUCACGAAGAUAGUGGCAGAGAUGUCCGCCAAAUGGCGCUACGUUCUCACAGCCCUUCGUUACAAACUCUUGAAAUGAUGGACAAAGCACAAGGGUCAAGAAAACAUCGUUUGACAAGAACAGUAAUAGUGUUAAUUGUCGUCUUUGGCAUUUGCUGGUCCCCUUUUGCGAUCAUAAUGUUGAUCCAAGUAUUCUCCAAUGCGCAUGUUCCACGCGCUGUAGAUUUUGGAUCCCUGGUUUUGGGAUACUUAAACAGUUUUUUCAACGUGGUUGUGUAUAACGCAACGAAUAAAAAACUUCGACGGCAAUUUUUGAAUUUUUUUUCAGUGAUUAUCUUUCGAAAAAAGGACAAACGUUCGCAAUACACUGAAGGCGCGCAUUGUCACAGUGUCAGUGCAUCGACGGGGAAUUAUAUUUAAAUUUUAGUCAAUAUUUUAUUGAUGCUAAAUCAUCAGGUACGAGAGAAACCUUUAAUGAAAUGGUGGUUAACCAGAUAUCUGUCAUUACCCCACUUUCGGUGUAAUAAAAAGAUGGCCUAUCACUUUCAACACAGAUAAGGUAUAGAAAUUUCUGGAAAUUCGACAAACAAGACGAAGUUUUGCUCGACUUAUAAUGUUGUUUAUAAAAACUGCACAAUCAAUUUUUUUUACAAGCCUUUAUAAAAGCAUAUAAUGUUGUUUAUAAAAACAGCGCAAUCAAGAAUUUCUCUUUCGGUAGGCUUGAAAUGUAUUAUAAAGUCAACGGUAAUUUAUGACAAUGUUCGUAGCUAUAAUUGUGCAUGUGUAUACUUGAUAAUUGGUAGUUUAAUUAUACUUGAAUUGACUAUGAAUUACGAUGUAGCUAUAAUUGUGCAUGUGUAUUCUUGAUAGUUGGUAGUUUAAUUAUACUUAAAUUGACUAUGAAUUACGAUGUAGCUAUAAUUGUGCAUGUGUAUACUUGAUAAUUGGUAGUUUAAUUAUACUUAAAUUGACUAUGAAUUACGAUGUAGCUAUAAUUGUGCAUGUGUAUUCUUGAUAGUUGGUAGUUUAAUUAUACUUGAAUUGACUAUGAAUUACGAUGUAGCUAUAAUUGUGCAUGUGUAUUCUUGAUAGUUGGUAGUUUAAUUAUACUUAAAUUGACUAUGAAUUACGAUGUAGCUAUAAUUGUAGAUGUGUAUUUUGAUAAUUGAUAGUUUAAUUAUACUUAAAUUGACUAUGAA
Molecule: messenger RNA, 2206 nt
Organism: Xenia sp. Carnegie-2017
Lineage: Eukaryota; Metazoa; Cnidaria; Anthozoa; Malacalcyonacea; Xeniidae
Product: melatonin receptor type 1C-like
Exons: 2
Coding region: 429-1427 (332 amino acids)
Biological process (GO): cell surface receptor signaling pathway; G protein-coupled receptor signaling pathway
Cellular component (GO): membrane
Molecular function (GO): G protein-coupled receptor activity
Source: RefSeq, a predicted model, not a curated record